AUGAAUGUGGAACUUGGACAAAACAAGACUUUCUACAAGACAAACAUAUGCACAGCAUCUACAGGGCUAGAAGAACUGGACAUUAGCUGGAAUCACCUCAGACAAAGAGGAGCUAUAGGUUUAGCAAAGGGACUUGAGAAAAAUUCGUCACUCUGUUAUGUAAACCUUGGAUGGAAUGGGUUCGGGUUUGAAGGCUGCGUCGCCCUGUCAGACACUCUACGACAUAACACAUAUAUAGAGAAGCUGGACAUCUCUUGCAAUAGAAUACACCCACCUGCAUUGCUUGAAUUAAUGAAGGGUCUUCUUCACAAUAAAGUUCUUAAAAUACUUAUUCUCGACAGAAACCCGAUAACUCCGUCUUUUGCUACUGUAUUACUAGAGGGAAUACAAAAAGCCGCGGACAUGGUUUUGGAACAACUAAGCCUUCAGGGUAUUGUAGUUGAUCGAGAUUUCCAGGGGAUUUGUGAGGACAUUCGACAGUACAGAAACAACUUCCGGGUGGAAUAUGAAACGUCACUUCCGGUCACUAGUAGAAAUAGAGAUGACAUGAUGAAAGAGAUUGAAACCCGGAACGACUAUAACAUCGAGCCACUACGUAUGUUGUAUUUACUGAAAGAACGGAACAGAGCGCAGGACUUCUUCCAUAAAAUUAACAAAGACCAUGAUUCAGGUUUGACCCCUGACGAACUUAGUAUGCUGUUUAAGGAGUCCGGUAUCCCUGUAUCAAGGUAUAUUAUCGACAAGAUCAUGAGUUUUAUGGACACCGAUCAUGACGGGAAAAUUGAUUUAGGAGAGUUUCUUGUUGGAGAUAAGAAAAUAAAGAAGAUAUCACGUGACUAUGCACGAACCUCGGUAGAUGAUGAUGUUCAUUAUUCCCGUUAUUCACGCACUUUCAGAAAGGCACACAUUCAACAACUGACCUCGCGACUUAAGGUAGAAGAAACUCAGAACUAUUUGUCUCCUAUAGCAUCUUUAGCACCUUCUCCUGCAAGCAGCAGACGAUCUUCUAUAAAUAACUAGUGAUGGCUUGAAACUGAACCGAAUAACAACUAUACAAGAAGUCUGAUCAAAGUGUUAAAAACAACUGUUACUGCCAUAAAGUACAAGAAGAAAAUUGCCAAAACAUAUAGAUACCUACAUAAUUAUACUUGAACACUUUCAAUACCAUAGCCUGAAAACAAAUUUAAACUAGUGUUUUAGUGGUAUGCUAUUUUUCAUUGUGUAUCUGUUCAUCUAACAAGCAAACUAAUCAGUAAAAUAUACUAAAAUAAUAUGUAAAACUCAAAUGGACAGGUUAGGAAUUAAUGGGUUAUUUUACAUGUAUUUCGUCUCUUUCCAUGCUUAAAGAUCCUGUAUGUUUUGUGGUUGAUAUUGUUAC
Molecule: messenger RNA, 1378 nt
Organism: Ruditapes philippinarum (Manila clam)
Lineage: Eukaryota; Metazoa; Mollusca; Bivalvia; Venerida; Veneridae
Product: leucine-rich repeat-containing protein 74A-like
Exons: 9
Coding region: 1-1020 (339 amino acids)
Molecular function (GO): calcium ion binding; protein binding
Source: RefSeq, a predicted model, not a curated record